ACCCCUGCAGGCGAGUAUGGAAGUUAGGUGUCAAGCUUCCAGAGACUUGGGUCACGGUACAUUAUUCCGUUUAGGAAUCAAACUAAAAUGAGAUGCAGAAAGUUGACAGGUGGUCUACUUAAACUUCAAAUGCCAUAUCACCUAUCGUGUCAAGCACGAAAUAUCCCCCCAAAUCUGUGUUAAUUGGAAUUGCUCCGUCAUCUUCCAUACUUGUAAAUUUUUUUUUUAACGUUUCAUAUAUAAAAUCAGUUAAUCAUUUACUAUUAUUAAUUAAUUCCAUGAUGCUGAAUUUACGCUAUUUUCGUUUCUCAACAUCCCCCUUUCUUCUUCUUCUAAUUUCUCUAUUUUCUUCCCAAAAUCCCAUAGUUUUCUUCCUUUUAAAUUACCCACUAAUACUACUCGUUCACAAAUGGGUUCUUAUACGACGUCGUCGUCAUCAGCACAAGGUGAAAGCAUGAAUGGUAAACUCAUAUUUCGCCAGUUAUUUGAGAAGGAAUCAUCUACAUAUACUUACCUUCUUGCUGAUUCUUUCCAUCCUGAUAAGCCAGCACUGUUGAUUGACCCCGUGGACAAAACAGUGGAUCGUGAUCUUGCACUUGCUAAAGAAUUGGGAUUGAAGCUUAUAUAUGCUAUAAACACGCAUGUUCAUGCUGAUCACGUCACUGGCUCUGGCUUGAUUAAGACUAAGGUGCCUCAUGUGAAAUCGAUAAUUUCCAAAGCAAGCAAUGCAAAAGCUGAUCUUUUUGUCGAACCUGGUGAUAAAAUCUACUUUGGAGAUAUCUUCUUGGAGGUUCGUGCAACUCCUGGUCAUACAUUAGGCUGUGUUACCUAUGUUACAGGAGAUGGAGUCGAUCAGCCUCGGCCAAGGAUGGCAUUUACUGGUGAUGCUCUAUUGAUUAAGGGAUGUGGAAGGACAGACUUUCAGGGUGGAAGUUCAGACAAAUUAUAUGAUUCUGUUCAUUCACAGAUUUUCACAUUGCCAAAAGACACAUUAGUAUAUCCUGCUCAUGACUACAAGGGGUUCACUGUCAGCACAGUGGGGGACGAGAUGCUUUACAAUCCACGCCUGUCAAAAGAUAAGGAAACUUUCAAGAAUAUCAUGCAAAAUUUGAAUUUGUCAUAUCCAAAAAUGAUCGACGUUGCAGUUCCAUCUAACAUGGUUUGUGGAUUGCAAGAAACAAAAUCUGAUCUGUGAUUUGAUUCUUUCAUGGUGCCAGAGGCUGUAAAUUGAGAGCAGGCUAUACACAUUUGUUAGUGAAAACUGACCAUGUAUGUUUGGCUGGAAAUGUUUAAUAUUGGUUUAUUCAAGGCAUUUUUUUUUAGAAAUAACUAUAUUUUA
This is a messenger RNA of Capsicum annuum, 1339 nucleotides long. RefSeq names its product persulfide dioxygenase ETHE1 homolog, mitochondrial. Lineage: Eukaryota; Viridiplantae; Streptophyta; Magnoliopsida; Solanales; Solanaceae. Gene Ontology annotation, molecular function: sulfur dioxygenase activity. Gene Ontology annotation, biological process: hydrogen sulfide metabolic process; glutathione metabolic process. The record is from RefSeq and is a predicted model, not a curated record. The transcript is spliced from 9 exons. The coding region runs from base 410 to 1195 and encodes 261 amino acids.